Molecule: messenger RNA, 1542 nt
Organism: Rotaria sp. Silwood1
Lineage: Eukaryota; Metazoa; Rotifera; Eurotatoria; Philodinida; Philodinidae
Source: the annotation of a GenBank genome assembly
AUGCAAUUUUUUGUUUAUCUUGCUGCGUAUGCUGCUAGUAGAAGAUUACAUUCAUCUAUAUUAUUUGGUGUGUUAUGUGCACCUAUGGCUUUUUUUGAUACAACACCGAUCGGAAGAAUACUUAAUCGCUUUGCUAAAGAUAUUGAUGCAAUUGAUUCAUCCUUACCUACUUCAUUUUCAUCCUCAUUUACUACAUUAUCACAAGUAUUAAUAACUAUUAUUAUAUUGAUGUAUGGUUCGUGGUUUUCCAUUUUUGCAUUAAUACCUCUUGCUAUACUUUUUUCUUUUAUUCAGCGUGUUUAUGUGGCAUCUUCAAGACAACUUCGUCGUCUUGAUUCAAGUACACGUAGUCCUGUUUAUUCAAAUUUUGGAGAAACAAUUCAAGGACUUAGUUCGAUUAGAGCGUAUAAUGUACAACAACGUUUUAUUGAUAUAUCAGAUCGAUUACUUGAUAGAAAUCAAUCAUGUUAUUUUGCUAGUUGUAUCGCGAAUAGAUGGCUUGCAAUACGUUUGGAAGCUAUUGCCAAUGCAUUAACAUUAUGUACAGCUUUAUUUGCUGUUCUUAUGCGUGAUCGUCUUACAGCAGGUAUUGUCGGUUUAACAAUAACUUAUGCAAUGCAAAUAACUCAAUCACUUAAUUGGAUGGUUCGUAUGGCAAGUGACAUUGAAACAAAUAUUGUUAGUGUAGAACGUGUGAAUGAAUAUGCUGCAUUAAAACCAGAAGCUCCAUGGGAAAUAUCAGAAAAAAAACCACGAGCUGAGUGGCCCACUAGAGGAGAAAUUCAAGUUAAUAAAUUAUCGAUACGAUAUCGUGAAAAUUUAGAUUUAGUUCUUCAAGAUAUUACAGUUAAUAUUCAACCAGGAGAAAAAAUUGGUAUUAUUGGACGUACAGGUAGUGGAAAAAGUAGUUUUUGUAUUGCAUUAUUUCGUAUAAUUGAACCUGCAAAUGGUGAAAUAAUUAUUGAUAAUAUUGAUAUUCGUCAUAUUGGUUUACAUGAUGUUCGAUCAAGAAUUACCAUCAUUCCACAAGAUGCGUUCAUCUUUGCUGGAACAGUAAGAUUUAAUGUUGAUCCAUUCGGCACUUAUAGUGAUACAGAAAUUUGGGCAGCAUUAGAAUUAGUACAUAUGAAAGCACGUAUUAGUUCGACAGAAGAUGGUCUUUCACAUUUAUUAACCGAAGGUGGAGAAAAUUUAAGUGCUGGUGAAAGACAAUUAUUAUGUAUGGCAAGAGCUUUAUUACGAAAGAGUAAAAUAUUUGUACUUGAUGAAGCAACAGCUGCUAUUGAUAUGGAAACAGAUCGAUUAAUACAGAUGACAAUUCGAUCGGCUUUUAAAGAUGCAACAGUAUUAACUAUUGCCCAUCGACUUCAUACAAUUUUAGAUAGCACAAAAAUUCUCGUUUUAUCUAAUGGUCGUUUACAAGAAUAUGAUGAACCAAAACGUUUAGCUGCAAAUCCAAAUUCUGCCUUUUCCAAAUUAUUAUAUGAUGCCCAUAUCAAUUUAUCUACUGCAAAUAUAAACUCAGAAAAAUCUGAAAUUUAG